GCGGCUAGUCCCUCUCACUUCGACCACAGCCUCCAGUAACCGCAUCGACUCUCAAUUUCCUCUGGUCAUCACAGAUAACUUGUCAGGUUAUUCCAUUCCAGCACUUAUACCAACCCUGCCUUUGCCAAACAACCAGCAUCAUCCCCUCUCCCUCAAGUAUCAUAAACCAUAGCCCUAGCAAAUAUGGAUCCCCUCCUCGUCACGUCCUCUCCGUACAUACAGGAGCAGCACGACUUUCAGCCCUCGUCGAACUCCGCGCACUUCGACAUAAACCACUCCGAGUCGCCCUACCUCGUUGACUCUUUCGCGUUCGAUCAGGACUACCCUCAGGACAACGGUCACUUUCCACACACGCCAUCUUACAACGGCUCUUACCAGAACUCGCCCUACUCGGUGCUCUCGGACCUGCCAAACUUUGAUAAUCCCGACGGCUCCGACCCUCUGGCGUUGUUCGACGAGAACCCGUCCGGCAUCUCGAUAACGGAGGAGUACGACCCAGCCGAGUACGACAUACCGAACAGCUCCGGACUCAUCACUUUCGACGAACAUUACAUGUCCACAAUAGACUCUGCGAAUACGCAAGUCUCAGUGUCGAUCACACCGCCUUCCUACGACAACGCCCCGUCGCCCUCCGCUUACGAUCACGCCUCUCCUGCGUCGAGUAACGGCGCAGACGACGACCGCUCUCGAGCUUCCUCAUCCUCCUCCUACAUGCCUCCAAACUCGCCGCCUCUCAACGAUUUCACCCAGAACUUUGAGAGCAUGCACUUCGAGUCACCGAGCUGGUCGACCUCUCGGCUGCCCCCAGACAGGCGUUCGCCACCGGCGCAACAAAAGACGCAGUCUCCUCCCCAGCUUGUCAUCCCAGACAUCUCGAGUCCGGCGACGACCGUCCAUGACGAGCCGCCGACGAUCAACGCUCCGGAAGGCGACGGUAUGCUGACCGGACCCCAGCUGCAUAUCGUUCCCGCGACGCCGAUCAGUGGUGGUGGCGGAACUACACAGAGCGUCCCGUUCCUCCAGCAAAGUGCGUAUCAUCUACUUGUUGUCUUCUGCUCCGCUUGUUGUUAUGUCUCCUCCGUCUCCUCGACGCUGCGGACCUGGUCGCGGGCUUAGCGCGAACGUAACCCCUAGCG
Molecule: messenger RNA, 1136 nt
Organism: Phanerochaete carnosa HHB-10118-sp
Lineage: Eukaryota; Fungi; Basidiomycota; Agaricomycetes; Polyporales; Phanerochaetaceae
Exons: 1
Coding region: 184-1116 (310 amino acids)
Source: RefSeq, a predicted model, not a curated record